AGACAUGAAGCAGCUGAAAAGUUAGGUUUUAAAAAUUAUGGUAAUCUAUCAAUGAGUACCAAGAUGGCUUCUUCAACAGAAGAAAUUGAAAAUACUCUAUCAUCAAUUUUAGAAAAAGCAAGACCAUUGCAAGAGAAAGAGAUAGAAUUACUUCAAGAGUUUUCUAACAAAAGAGGAAAUGAAUAUCCAAUACAAUUAUGGGAUGUUCCAUAUUGGGCAAGAUUACAAAUGAAAAAUCUCUAUGGUUAUGAUGAAGUCUUAUGGUCUGAAUAUUUUCCAUUAGAUAGAGUAUUAGAUGGACUUUUUAACCUGUGCAAUAAAUUGUUUGGCAUUCGUAUAUUAGAAAUGCCUAAUAAAGUAAAUAUGUGGCAUCCUGAUGUUAAAUAUUAUGAAAUUUUAAGAGAAGAUGAACCAACUAUUAUGGCAGGUUUUUACUUAGAUCUUUGUACUAGACCUAACAAGAUGAGAAGUGUGGGUGAACCAGGUUGGAUAGUUACUCAUAGAACUGCUUCAUCAAUUCCUAAAAAAGUAUUACCUUUAGCAGCUCUUAUUAUGAAUAUGCCUUCAUCACAAAAUAAAGUACCUAGUUUAUUGAGUUUUAACCAAGUGAAAACGUUAUUUGGCAAAUUUGGACAUCUUUUACAAAAUUUAUUAUGUCAAGUUCAUUAUGCUGAAGUAUCUGGUCUAAACAAUGUCGAAUGGGAUGCAAUAGGUAUUACUAGUAACUUUAUGAAACAUUGGUUAUACGAUAAAGACACAUUUGAAAGUUUAAAUAGUCAUUAUAAAACUGGAAAAAGGUUGCCUGGUGAUCAAUUAACUGAAAUAAAACAACAUAUGGCUGGUUUUAAUACUUGUGAAGAACUAUACAAGUCAAUGCUAGAUUUGAAAAUGCAUACAACGAUCAUUGUAUUUAAAGUACAAAUAUUAAAAAUAUACAAAAACAUAUAGAACAACAAAUAACAA
This is a messenger RNA of Daktulosphaira vitifoliae (grape phylloxera), 963 nucleotides long. Its product is annotated as oligopeptidase A-like. The transcript is spliced from 7 exons. Gene Ontology annotation, molecular function: metalloendopeptidase activity. The coding region runs from base 52 to 948 and encodes 298 amino acids. The record is from RefSeq and is a predicted model, not a curated record. Gene Ontology annotation, biological process: peptide metabolic process; proteolysis. Lineage: Eukaryota; Metazoa; Arthropoda; Insecta; Hemiptera; Phylloxeridae.